Messenger RNA from Vicia villosa (hairy vetch), 3922 nucleotides. RefSeq names its product PKS-NRPS hybrid synthetase cheA-like. Lineage: Eukaryota; Viridiplantae; Streptophyta; Magnoliopsida; Fabales; Fabaceae. Gene Ontology annotation, molecular function: DNA-binding transcription factor activity, RNA polymerase II-specific. The coding region runs from base 1322 to 3895 and encodes 857 amino acids. The record is from RefSeq and is a predicted model, not a curated record. The transcript is spliced from 3 exons.
CUUAGUGAUGUUUGUUGUAGCCUUUAUUUAAUAUUCAAUCUCUUCACCGGUGUUAUUGGGUACUAUUUAGAGUUCUUGUUCACAAGUUAUCAAAUAUUUCAACUUGUAUUUGUAUAACUAAAGUUUAAAUGAUUUUGUAUUGUUGUGUGUUUUGUAAUCAAGUCUUUUUGAAACCUGGCUAUGAGUUUUCAGAAUCUUGGGUCAAAUUUAUGUUGAUGUAAUUAGGGCUUCAAAGAAGGGUUUCAAAACACAACCUUUGGUUCCAUGAAUUUUAAAUCACCUCAUGUAUUGUAUGUAAUCUCAAUGUUCAUAUAUAUGGAAUAUGGUUCAAAAUUUCAACUUUAUACUGAAAUAUUACUCUUUAAGCACUUUCAAGUGCUACAAGUGCAGAUGUUUUGAACUGGCUGAAGCAUAACAAAUCCGGGCUUUGUUUUUUUUUUUUACUUAAAAAAUUGAAGUGUAGCUACAUUCAUUACUUAUAUGUUUUAGUUCUAUGAAUAACCCUAUUGCUGAAUGUCGUUUUGAGUAUUAAUUAAUGGUUGUACUGCAAAUUAUUUUUGAGAAAUUUUUGCACUGAAUAAGUCAAUUAAUAAUACUAAUGAAUCAUGAAUGUUAUUUUUUCUAACCACUUAGUAUUAUUCUCUAUUCUAUCAGUUGUUUAAAUUAGUUUUUCUCAUAAUUUUGUAAAAUUUCUUGUAAUUUUUCUUUCCGUACUACAGUAUUUAUAUUUGAAUACGUGUUUAUGCUAUUAUAAUAAAAAACAGAGUUAGUAAAUCUCUGUAAUGAGCGUGCAUUUUAUUUGGCAGAAGCUCAACCAAAAACUCACUUAAUGUCUGUAUGAACGUGCAUCCUGCUUUUCAUGCAAAGUUAGGAAAAUUUUACUUCGUACCCCUACAAUUGCCCUUCUACCCCUACAAUUUUGUAAAAAUGCCAACUUUACCCUCAAUAGUUAAUAACCAUUUUACCAUUUUACUUUUUACCAUUCAUCUAGAAAGUCAAAAAAAUUCAAAUCUGCACCCCUACGCACCUUCAAUUCGGAACACUUAUGGUAAGUCAUUCGGUUCACAAAUUAACAAACCGGAACACAUUAUACAAGUCAUCCGGUUCGCUUUUUUUUCUUCCCGGAAGACAUUCUAAAACUGUUCCGGUAAUACGAAAAUCAAACCGGAACAGAUAAGCAAAGUGUUCCGGUGCAUUUGUAAUCAAACCGGAACGGUUUUGAAAAGUGAUCCGGUGAACUUGAUAUCAAACCGGAACAGAUUGGAAAACUGUUCCGGAACGCAUUUUGUAUUUUUAAAUUUUUGGUUUUUUUUUUGUAGGUAUGGAAGUUCCGCUCCAAAUUUGUCGGAAAAACGAGACAGCUAUAGAUACCACUGAUGUUUUCACAACUUCACAGAGAUUUGUCACACGGGAGGAAGUUAUCCGCUGGGUUAAAGAGACCGGAAUCAACAAUAAAGUGACUGUUAUCAUAGCGCGUUCAGACACUGAAACAGGCAAAAGAGGAAGAAGUAACAAAGUUAUAUUUGCGUGCGAUAAAGGUGGAAAAUAUAAGGAUAAAAGUGAGACUCAAAGUGCUACUAAGAGAUGUGGAUGUCCAUUCAAAAUCAGAUCGACUCCGGCAAAAGAUGGGUCUGGAUGGAAGGUUGAUGUAAAAUGUGGAGUUCAUAAUCAUGGUUUACCAGAUAGAUUAGAAGGCCAUUCAUUUGUUGGUAGGUUGACAACAGAUGAGAAGCAGCAUGUUGCUGAUUUGACAAAGAGACAUGUUCCGCCUAGACACAUAUUGACUUCCUUGCAAGAGCGAGAUCCUGAGAACGUCACUCGGAUCACGCAAAUAUACAAGCAUAAAAGUGUGAUUGAAGCGGAGAUAAGAGGUCCAAGAAGUGAGAUACAACAUUUGCUUAAGCUUAUAGAGGAGGCGAACUAUGUUUAUUGGAGUAGGAAACGGGAUGAUUGUGAAGUUGUGAGAGAUAUUUUUUGGGCACAUCCAGAUUCGGUAAAGUUGCUGAAUCUUUUUCCUACUGUCUUGAUUAUGGACGCCACUUAUAAGACCAACAAAUAUAGACAACCUCUGUUUGAAAUAGUUGGUAUGACAUCGACCGAGUUGACAUUUGCGGUUGCAUUUGCUUAUAUGGAGUGUGAGCAGACAGAGAGUUAUAUUUGGGUCUUGGAUAAGCUGAAGCAAUUGUUUGUGAAGAAAGAUGUGGUUCCACAAGUGAUUUUGACGGAUAGAGAUCUUGCUUUGAUGAAAGCAGUUGAAGUUGUUUUUCCUACGACGCAUAACUUGCUAUGUCGCUUUCAUAUUAACCAAAAUGUUGGGAUGAAAUGCAAGGAAUAUGUGAUGAAAGACAUGCGAGAGACGAUAGGCACAUUGUGGAAAGAUGUUGUAUGGGCUAGUAAUGAGGUUGAGUAUGGUGUACGGUUGCAAUAUCUUGAACAAGCAUGCUUUGCUUGUACUAACUUCCUCGAUUACGUGAAGAACACUUGGUUGAUCCCACAUAGGCAAAGAUUUGUAGGCGCAUGGAUUAAUCUAGUGCUUCAUUUUGGUAACACCACGACAAAUCGGGUUGAAUCUGCACAUUGGAAGCUAAAGCAGAUGUUAGGAAACAGCCUUGGUGACAUGGUCAAAGUUUGGGAAGCUAUGAAUUCUAACCUAAAAAUCCAAAUAGGUAACAUUCGAGCUUCGUUUCAAAAAAGUUUUUAUGAGGUUGAGCACGCACACAUUAGUCCAUUUUAUGAUAAUUUGCGUGGUUCAGUAUCGAGAGCUGCUUUGAGACGCAUUGCAGAAGAGUUAUCGAGGCUUGAUUAUGUGUUAAAUAGUAGGGAAAAAUGUGGUUGUACUAUGAGAACAAGUUAUGGGCUACCUUGUGCUUGUGAGAUGGGAAAAUCGAUUGUUGUUGGAAUCCCAUUACAAAUAGAAAGUGUUCAUCUUCAAUGGAGGAUACUAUCUAUGGAAGGUGACUUGCCUUUAGAUGAGGAAGCUGGUUCGGAGGUUGAUAUGAAUAAUGCAAUUGAUGAAUUGUGGAGAAGGUUUAAAUCACUAGAUGUUGUUGGAAAAAGAGCAUUGAAAAGUAGGGUUUGUGAAAUUGCAUAUCCCACAACAACUUCAUUGUGUCCACCACCUGAGAAAAUAAAAACUAAAGGCGGAGUGAAGAGGAAAGGGAAGAAACCAGUUGGGUAUGAUGUUUAUAGGGAUCCUUCAGGUUUUGAGUAUGCUGAUCAGGCGUCUCAAUGUUCACAAAAACAAUCGCAAGCAUCACAAACUUCCAGGAAGCAAUCACAAUCAAAGAAGCAAUCACAAGCAAAGGAUGAGGAUUUCACUCUUCAGUUUCCUUGUCAUAUUAGGCCAUAUAUUACCGAGAUUGUUAAUGUUGUAUCAGAUGGUAAUUGUGGAUUUAGAGCAAUUGCUUCGUGGCAUGGGUAUAGUGAGGAUGGUUGGGCAAUGGUUCGUCGUGACUUGGACAUGGAAUUAAGAGAAAAGAAGGACUUAUAUGAGAGAUUGUUCGGUCUAAGUUUAUCCGAAGUGAGAAAUGGAUUGUUGAUAGAUCAUGUUGGUUUUCAACCACCGGAGAAAUGGUUGACAUUACCAGAGAUGGGUUAUUUGAUAGCGAAUCGGUAUAACAUUAUUCUUGUGCUGCUUGGUAACCCUUGCUUGACCUUUUUUCCUAUGACAACAACAUUUUCUCCAAGUGCUCCUACAUAUUGCAUUGGCCUUGUCAACAGGAAUCAUUAUCUUCGGGUUAAUAUGAAAGAAGGCUUCCCGCUGCCACCCGUCACGGUAGAUUGGAUGAAGUUUCGUCUUCAAGUGGCGACAUCUUGGAUGUUAGGAUUUGCUGGACGUCUUCAACAUUGGCAUCAUCUUACGCCUAUGUUACCAUCACGUGUUAAUAUAGAUUAAUUAAGUGACUUUAAUUUAUAUGUAAUA